Molecule: messenger RNA, 2600 nt
Organism: Stereum hirsutum FP-91666 SS1
Lineage: Eukaryota; Fungi; Basidiomycota; Agaricomycetes; Russulales; Stereaceae
Exons: 11
Coding region: 362-2041 (559 amino acids)
Molecular function (GO): metal ion binding; mRNA binding
Source: RefSeq, a predicted model, not a curated record
UCGCUGCGACCCCUGCACUUGAGUCCUCGUACCUCAGCCCAACUGGGCACAUAAACUACCAGAGCAACUCUUGUUUGAGUGGGUGGAGAGGUUUCAGAUCUCAAGAUACGAAGGUGUCGCUGGCGUCCCGGUCUUGAACGAAAUGCGCGCAUGAUUUCAGGACGAUUCUUCCUGCUCUUGUUCUGCAUGCUUCGGAAUCGUCAGCCGGGCAUAUCUGAUCUCUAAUUUGACAUUAUUCCAAGCCUUCUUGCCCUUUCUUCUCUUGUCGCUCCACGGUCCCUCGCUGACCCGCAUAACUAUUCGACCUUCGCCUUCUUGUCCAACCUUGGGACCCUUCGUCUUUCAUUCGAACUCGUACACCAUGGUGAGAAAUCCUCCGUUCAUCGUUCCUUCAGAGAAGCGACACAGCAAACCCUGCAGAUACUAUCAGACGGGUUCGUGUGCUUUGUCCGCAGAGAAGUGCAACUUUGCGCACGUCAAAGAACUUAAACUCGUCGGUACUCCGGCAACGAAGCUGCCCUUGCACGUUGAGUCGAGGACUAGAGAAACAAAAAACCCUCAGCGCUAUCAUUCCCCUUUGAGUCAAGACCCAACUUCUGUCGCCCGUUUCCCUGGACACAGUAUGGAAGAGUAUCCCUUCUCUCCCUCACCAUACCAAUAUCUUUCCUUCCCAUCCCCCUAUGCUGCAUCACGCCCCCCACACUAUAUCCCGCCACAACGCUCUGCGCCGUCCUUCUCUCCCUUCUCCCCGAUCAACAGCAACGCCCCUACAGCCGACAUUGACACAGACACAGACGUCCCGAGCCUCGGCAGCACCUCUUCCCCCUCCGCUAAAUCUAGUUCGCUCGCGGACACAUACACAGACGGCGAUGCUCCUUCUCCUCCCCGCACGCCAGAUGCCUUCACUCAUCUCUAUUCCCCGGUAAGAAUGACGACAUGGCCUUCGAUGCUCUCGCCGAGUUUCACUCCACACGAGGCGUCAUUUUAUUUCGUGCAACCCACCAUUCAGGAUCAGAUGCGUGGAUAUGGACAUGGACAUGGAAUGCAGACGGCGUAUGUUGGACCAGUAAACCCCUAUGCGCUAUCGCCUGUGGGCUAUGUUACAUAUCAUGGACAAGCUGUGGGACAUGGGUUUGGUGGCGCGGUUGAUGGGUCUAAGGGUAACAGGGAAAGACAAGAUGCAAUCCCAGUCAGUAAAAAAGCUAGAGCAUACAAAACUAAGCAGUGUAAAUUCUUCAGGAAAGAUGGAACGUGUCCCAAGGGCGACCAAUGUACUUUCAUCCACGAACGCCGUUUCCGUCCCGAAAGACCACCACAACCGCGCCUUCCUUCGCCUACAACACCUACGACCGCCUCUCCCUUGACAUCGACCUCCACGGAUUCAACUUUAUCCUCUUCGUCCCUCCGUACACCGACCACAGCUUCCAGCGUGACCGCUACCGUUAACCCUCCUGAACUUCCCCAGAAGCCACUUUCCAGCCUCGAGGAGAUGCACGCGAAGGGUUUGUUUCCCAUUACAUGGAGGGUCAUCGGUGGAGGUGUGACGCUAGGCGGACGACGCGAAGUAUGUCCAAGGCUUGUGGAAGGACACUGUCCCGAUGGAGACGAUUGUCGCUUCUUUCAUCCCGAUCCAGAUGAACUACCAUAUUCCUCCGCACCGGUCUCCAUCGAUCCUCCGUUCGAGGACGACUGGACAAAAACUCCCAAGCCGCAUGCCAUCCAUUCUCCUUCACUUAGUAACACUACUUCCACAUGUAACAAGUUCAGUGGACAUAGUUACACCACCAGCUUGAAUUCCGACAAGCAGAUGCCAGGCAAACCAUCCGCGGGCCUCUCCAUCGCCAUUCCGGCUCAACCAAACUAUCUCCCUGACGUAUCGCCUACUAUCUUCCGAGGUCAGGUUGCCGAGCGACUCGGAAUGCUUAGGAGUACCAUUGGUGGUAUCAAUGGGGUUGAAAGACCUCAUUCGACGCCGCCUUCACUGGUGAUGAGCCCUGGUCGGGUAUUGUCGCCUGUGUCACUCGAGAGCCCGUACCCAUAGACAUUAUACACAACCAUGACCGCUCCAUACCAUAUCUAUUACUUUGUGCCACCAGCGUCGCCCACCGGAUAUCCUCGCUUCUAUUCUCGUCUUGACCCCGUUACUUCGCUUCACGAACAAUCUUUCCGGCACCUCUUCUCAUCGCCGCUCGCGUAUCUAUCUACUCGAUGGACUCCUUUCUACAACUGCUAUCCUCUGUUGUUUCUUCCUUGCAUCUCCCCGGGUUCUGUGUACGAUUUUUAUCUACUUACUCGAGGGCUUCCUCUUUGUUUGCAUCGGUCGUAGAUGGGUUCGCCGUUCCUACUCAUGCUUCACGCUUGUUUUCGCUUGCCUACGUGCUUAUACCUUUCCGUCACUUAUAAACCCAUAACGCAUCUUUCGACCUUCUUCACCUAUUCGAUAUCCUCUUCCCUUCGGCCUUCUUGCAUCUCUACUUUGACCUUCUUGCCUCUCCACCUUCCUGCGGUACCACUCUCCUCUGUCUUCGAUUCGUCGUGUUCCGUCUUGUUUUUGGUGCAUCGUAUUUUUGGGUCGGUCACCCCAGGCCGCCCGUGUCGCC